GUCCAUUCGGCGCCGCCUAAACUUGUGGCCGAAAGAGUCCGCGAAAUUUCCACACCCACAUUUUCCAAAAUCGACUUUGAGACCGCCGCCAGCACCGCCAUCACAACCUCGCAACCGCACCGUCAACGAUCCACGACGAGGUGAGUACAUUUGCAUUUUUGCCAAUCCCCAUCCCCAUCAAUCGCCCAACGAGGAGAAAGAACCGGCAAAAUGGGUAUCUCCAGAGACUCCAGGCACAAGCGCUCCCACACCGGUGCUAAGCGCGCUUACUACCGGAAGAAGAGAGCCUUCGAGGCGGGUCGCCAGCCCGCUAACACCCGUAUCGGUGCUAAGCGCAUUCACACCGUCCGCACCCGCGGUGGUAACCACAAGUACCGUGCCCUCCGUCUCGACUCCGGUAACUUCGCCUGGGCCUCCGAGGGUUGCACUCGCAAGACCCGUGUGAUCGUUGUCGCGUACCACCCUUCCAACAACGAGCUCGUCCGUACCAACACCCUCACCAAGUCCGCUGUUGUCCAGAUCGACGCUGCCCCCUUCCGUCAGUGGUACGAGGCCCACUACGGCCAGCCCCUCGGUCGCCGUCGCCAGCAGAAGCAGGGUCAGGUCGUUGAGGAGGUCAAGAAGUCCAAGUCUGUCGAGAAGAAGCAGGCUGAGCGCUUCGCCGCCGCCGGCAAGGUCGACCCCGCCCUCGAGAAGCAGUUCGAGGCCGGUCGUCUCUACGCCGUCAUCUCUUCCCGCCCCGGCCAGUCCGGUCGCUGCGACGGUUACAUCCUCGAGGGUGAGGAGCUCGCUUUCUACCAGCGCAAGCUCCACAAGUAAACGUCUCGCCCUUGCCGGGAGGAGUUUGCUGUGCCAAGAGGAUCAGGGAGGAAGAUGGAUUGAUGGGUCCAGGCUCGCGUCGGCUGUCCGCCCGAUUGUCGAGUCUGUCGUGUCCGUUGCUGUGCGAGCUAUGCGCAACGGUACGAGGACCAACAUGUGGUUCCCCGUCGUCUGAAAAAAGAUGGCGGCCCACUGCUUAUUCCCUUUCGCUGCUUCGUUUCUUCGGUAAAAGGCAUGAAAUGGGGUUUAGAGGGCAACGGGAUAAUGAGAGAUACCAUGACAAUUCACAGCCACCCGAGUCAAUCCAAAGCUUCACUUCACUAAUUUUCUUGAUACUUGCCGUAAUCUGUGAUGUACGAUCUUGGUCUAGAGGAGGUCUGAUAUGAAAAAUCUAUUUCGCAUGUAUUCUCAAGCCCGAACAGCUUGCAGGUGUUCAACGCCUUCCAAAUCGAACGCAUCGAUUGCCAUAUGACAGCGACCACCUCCGCCUGUCUUUUAGAAGAUGCGUCAGGGUAUCCUGCCUUUUCCCUCGGCCAACUGAGUUGCUUCAAUAUCAUUUAGGGAGGCGUACGCACAGGUAAAUUUUCCAGCCGAAGCCUUCUGUGCACAAUCAAGUUAAGGCAAUUCUAACUUAUCUACUCCAUCGUCCUCUCCGUCUUUCCUCAAGUCCUCUCACAUAACGAUAAUUCUUUUUCUUUGUCGUGUUUCGACCACAUAUAUGUAUGCAUGGUUGACAAUUGACGGUUCCUUCAAGUUGUUCCUAACUCCCAACUCCUAACUUUUUAGUCCCUCCCUAGUCCCUAGCCCCUGGUCU
Messenger RNA from Neurospora crassa OR74A, 1633 nucleotides. Its product is annotated as 40S ribosomal protein S8. The record is from RefSeq and is a predicted model, not a curated record. Gene Ontology annotation, cellular component: ribosome; cytosolic small ribosomal subunit. NCBI's taxonomy places the organism in Eukaryota, Fungi, Ascomycota, Sordariomycetes, Sordariales, Sordariaceae. The coding region runs from base 211 to 819 and encodes 202 amino acids. Gene Ontology annotation, biological process: translation; maturation of SSU-rRNA from tricistronic rRNA transcript (SSU-rRNA, 5.8S rRNA, LSU-rRNA). The transcript has 5 exons. Gene Ontology annotation, molecular function: structural constituent of ribosome.